Messenger RNA from Leptidea sinapis, 985 nucleotides. RefSeq names its product dentin sialophosphoprotein-like. The transcript is spliced from 22 exons. NCBI's taxonomy places the organism in Eukaryota, Metazoa, Arthropoda, Insecta, Lepidoptera, Pieridae. The record is from RefSeq and is a predicted model, not a curated record. Bases 35 to 889 code for a protein of 284 amino acids.
AUGAUAUUUAGUAUUUAGUUAUUAUAAGGGUACAAUGAAGGCUAUAUUCGUUUUGGGACUUUGUUUGAGCGCUGUAUUGGCUUUGCCUGCGCGCGAUGAUGACAACGACGAUCAACUUGAUCAAGACAGUCGGAGAAGACUAAAAAGCGUUAGCAUAAAGCUUGUCGAUGACCAUGCUGAUGACAAAUUGGACGCUCCAAGUAACGAUCAUAUAGACCCAAGAUAUUAUUAUAGAAAUGACGACAGCAGCGAUAAAUCAAAGUCAAGGUAUUAUUAUAGAAAUGACGACAGCAGCGAAAAAGGAAAGUCAAGCUAUUAUUAUAGAAAUGGCGAUAGCAGCGAAAAUGGAAAGGCAAGAUAUUAUUAUAGAAAUGACGACAGCAGCGAUAACUCAGAGGCAAGAUAUUAUUAUAGAAAUGAUGACAGCAGUGAUAAAGCAAAGUCAAGCUAUUAUUAUAGAAAUGACGACAGCAGCGAUAAUUCAAAGGACAGCCAUAGGAAUGACAGCGACAAUCCCCUGAGAUACAGAUACAGAAGUUACAGCUAUAGAGAUGACGAUGUUGAUGAACCUUUGAGAACAUCGGACUUGGACGUGUUGGCGAAGGAAUUAGAUCGCCUGGCUACUAUAUAUAGAGGGCAAGGCGUAUUAAAGGUUUCCUACGUGCCGCCUCAUGUUCGAGAUCCUCUUUAUAGCAGCAGCUACAAUCUGGGAAGCUUGAACUUCAAAUACUAUGGACCUAAUUAUCCCUACGAUUACUACCGGGACAAUUUAGAGAAUCGUCCAGUGAUUGUACCAUACGCUGAAAAAGUCCAAGAUCAUGAUAAGAAGCCGAGAAAAACCCACCUUCGUGAUGACGUCACUGAAAGUUAUUACCAAUACGAUAAAUAAAUUUGAAGUCCUUCCAUGACAUUAUCUCCACACGAACCUGGCCACUUCAUUGUUGAUUUUACUAAAUUAAUAAAGUUAUUUAAAUUGCAAGCAGUA